This is a messenger RNA of Pelecanus crispus (Dalmatian pelican), 3018 nucleotides long. The record is from RefSeq and is a predicted model, not a curated record. Lineage: Eukaryota; Metazoa; Chordata; Aves; Pelecaniformes; Pelecanidae.
AUGGGAUGUGGCAGAACAUUAUGUGGAAAGAGUGAACCGCAAGCCAUGUGCUAUAUUGAAACAGCUAAUCUCGAUGGGGAGACAAAUCUUAAAAUACGACAGGGAUUGUCUCAAACUGCUAGUCUCCAGUCAAGAGAAGAAUUGAUGAAAGUAUCUGGAAGGAUAGAAUGUGAAGGGCCCAACCGUCACCUUUAUGACUUCACUGGAAACUUGCGUUUAGAUGGUCAAAGCCCAGUUCCUGUUGGUCCAGACCAGAUCUUGCUAAGAGGUGCACAACUGAGAAACACUCAGUGGGUCUUGGGUAUUGUUGUGUAUACAGGACAUGAUACAAAACUCAUGCAGAAUUCAACCAAAGCACCUCUGAAGAGAUCAAAUGUGGAGAAAGUGACCAACAUGCAGAUCCUGGUUUUGUUCUGUAUUCUCCUGGUGAUGGCCCUUGUGAGUUCUGUAGGUGCCUUAUUAUGGAACAGAACACACGGUGAAGUCGUCUGGUACCUUGGCUCCAACGAAAUGCUGUCUGUCAACUUUGGAUACAAUCUGCUGACAUUUAUAAUCUUGUACAACAACCUUAUUCCAAUCAGUCUUCUGGUGACAUUGGAAGUUGUCAAGUUUACUCAGGCUCUUUUUAUAAAUUGGGACAUAGAUAUGUAUUAUCCUGAAACAGAUACACCUGCAAUGGCCAGAACCUCAAACCUUAAUGAGGAACUUGGGCAGGUAAAAUACCUGUUUUCUGAUAAAACAGGUACUCUAACAUGCAAUAUCAUGAACUUUAAGAAAUGUAGUAUUGCUGGAGUGACAUAUGGUCACUUUCCUGAGCUGGAAAGAGAACGUUCAUCAGAAGACUUCAGCCAGCUACCUCCUACCACCAGUGAAUCGUGUGAAUUUGAUGACCCAAGACUGCUGCAAAACAUUGAAAAUGACCAUCCCACAGCUGUGCACAUACAGGAGUUCCUGACUCUGCUGGCUGUGUGUCAUACUGUCGUUCCUGAGAGACAAGGGAAUACAAUAAUCUACCAGGCCUCCUCUCCAGAUGAAGGGGCAUUAGUGAAAGGAGCAAAAAAACUUGGUUACGUCUUCACAGGACGGACUCCACAUUCGGUUAUCAUUGAUGCGCUGGGAAAAGAAAAAACAUUUGAAAUUCUUAACGUGCUGGAGUUUUCCAGCAACAGGAAGAGAAUGUCAGUGAUUGUUCGAACUCCAGCAGGACAGCUACGUCUCUACUGCAAAGGGGCUGAUAACGUAAUUUUUGAGAGGCUUUCAAAAGAUUCCCAGUACAUGGAACAAACGCUGUGCCAUCUUGAAUACUUUGCAACAGAAGGUCUGAGGACUUUGUGCAUUGCUUAUGCAGACCUGUCAGAAAACUCUUACAGAGAGUGGUUGAAUGUCUACAAUGAAAGCAGUACAGUUCUGAAAGACAGAACUCAGAAGCUAGAGGAAUGCUAUGAGAUCAUUGAAAAGGAUUUACUGCUUCUUGGAGCUACAGCCAUUGAAGACCGCCUGCAAGCAGGUGUUCCAGAAACAAUAGCCACACUAAUAAAGGCAGAAAUUAAGAUAUGGAUUCUGACGGGGGACAAGCAGGAAACAGCUCUCAAUAUAGGGUACUCUUGCAGACUCAUUUCACAGAGUAUGUCUCUCAUCCUGGUCAAUGAGGAUUCACUAGAUGCAACAAGAGCCUCUCUGACUCAACACUGUACCAGUUUGGGGGAGUCGCUGGGCAAGGAAAACGAUAUUGCUCUGAUUAUUGAUGGCCACACACUGAAGUAUGCCCUUUCAUUUGAAGUCAGGCAGAGCUUUCUGGACUUGGCACUCUCCUGUAAAGCGGUCAUUUGUUGCAGAGUAUCUCCUCUGCAGAAGUCUGAAAUAGUAGACAUGGUCAAGAAACACGUCAAUGCCAUAACACUUGCCAUUGGGGAUGGUGCCAAUGACGUAGGAAUGAUCCAGACAGCUCACGUUGGAGUGGGAAUCAGUGGCAAUGAGGGCAUGCAGGCAACCAAUUGCUCGGAUUAUGCUAUUGCACAGUUUUCCUACUUGGAGAAGCUGUUGUUGGUCCAUGGAGCUUGGAGUUACAAUCGAGUUACCAAGUGCAUACUAUAUUGCUUCUAUAAAAAUGUGGUUUUGUAUAUUAUUGAGCUUUGGUUUGCUUUCGUUAAUGGAUUUUCUGGGCAGAUCUUAUUUGAGCGAUGGUGCAUUGGUCUGUAUAAUGUGAUUUUCACAGCGCUGCCACCCUUUACUCUGGGAAUUUUUGAACGAUCGUGUACUCAAGAUAGCAUGCUUAGAUUUCCACAACUCUACAAAAUUACUCAAAAUGCAGAUGGGUUCAACACAAGGGUUUUCUGGGGUCACUGCAUCAAUGCCCUGAUCCAUUCCAUCAUUCUCUUCUGGUUUCCACUGAAAGUGCUGGAGCAUGAUGCAGUAUUCACAAAUGGCCAGGGAAUUGACUAUCUAUUUGUUGGAAACAUAGUUUACACUUAUGUUGUAGUCACUGUUUGUCUGAAGGCUGGCUUGGAAACAACUGCGUGGACUAGAUUCAGUCACCUGGCCGUCUGGGGAAGCAUGCUGCUCUGGCUCGUGUUCUUCGGUGUCUACUCGGCCAUCUGGCCCACGUUUCCCAUCGCACCAGACAUGCUGGGGCAGGCUGGAAUGGUGUUAAGAUGUGGAUACUUCUGGUUUGGCUUGUUUCUCGUGCCCACUGCGUGCCUUCUUAAAGACGUGGCAUGGACAGCGGCCAGGCAUACCUACCAUAAAACUUUGCUGGAGCAAGUUAAGGAGUUGGAGACGAAGACGAGAGAGCUGGGAAAAGCCAUGCUUCGUGAUAGUAAUGGAAAGAGCGUGAACGAACGUGAUCAUUUGUUAAAAAGGCUCGGCAGGAAAACUCCUCCAAGCCUUUUCCGUGCUCAUUCUGUCCAGCAAAGUGUAUCACAUGGGUAUGCGUUUUCUCAAGAAGAACACGGUGUUGUUUCCCAGUCGCAAGUUGUUCGAUCCUACGAUACAACCAAAAGGAGAGCAGAAAUAGAAUAA